This is a messenger RNA of Argiope bruennichi, 1652 nucleotides long. RefSeq names its product transmembrane protein 145-like. The record is from RefSeq and is a predicted model, not a curated record. Gene Ontology annotation, biological process: G protein-coupled receptor signaling pathway; response to pheromone. Bases 2 to 1528 code for a protein of 508 amino acids. The transcript has 13 exons. NCBI's taxonomy places the organism in Eukaryota, Metazoa, Arthropoda, Arachnida, Araneae, Araneidae.
UAUGGUGGUCUUUCGGAAAUUUUAUGGAAAAUUUAUUUCAUUAAUAAUCAUAGUAAUAUGUUAUUCAAUAGUCGAAAGCAAAAUCAUCCAAGGAGAAUUAAGAACAAAAGAAAAUUGGGCAUUCAUAACAAGAUUCUGCUUCUUGUCAGAACUUGGAAUGUUCGAAUAUGACAUCGAAUAUCCCAAGGAAUUCAAAACGCAAAAUAUUUUGUUAUAUUAUGAUGAAAAAAAUCAGUGGCCAGCCGUUUAUAAGAAAAACAAGACUUGCCGGGAGAAGGAGUCAGUGCUGUUCGUGCCCAACGGUCAGGUGAUCUACCUCAAUGAGACGACCUUCCGGUCAGGGUGCUUCGACAGCACGGAGGAGGGCAUGAGCGGAUGGCUUCAUUGUCACAGUCGCAGAACAUUCCAAUCCCGUCGGGAGAGAUGGUGGUUCAUCGCCAUCAGCAACUGCGACGCCAACUUGGGGUUAUUUCUGAGGUACAGAUUUACUAUGACCAACGAUGAGCACAAUUUGUGGUUUAAACAUUUUUCAGCUGAUGAAUUGUACAUUCUACAAACGGACAUUUGUUUUCUGGUCCUCUACGUUGUGCUACUUUUGAUGUCGUUUGUCGAAGCACAGGCUCUGAGGGCUCGACACUUAUUCCACAGAACCUACACACUGUACCUCUUUUCGGUGAUUCUGGAAUGCACUGGACUGGCCUUCCUUUGCGCCUACUAUGCAAUAUAUGCGCAGGAUGGAUCGGCUGGAAUCGAGCUCAAACUUCUUGGAAAGGUUCUGGAAGCUUUAAGCACAUUACUCUUACUGACGUUGCUAAUUUUCAUCGCUAAAGGAUACACCGUGACCAGGGGACGACUUCGCAAGAAAACAUUGUUGAAAAUCGCUGGAUUUUUGUGGAUGUACAUAGUCGUAUAUGUUAUUCUGUUCCUGUAUGAGAGAAAGUUCUUUGAUCUCGGGCAAGUAUUGUACAUAUACGAGAGUCCUGCAGGCUAUGGUAUAAUUGGUCUACGUCUAAUCGGAUGGGCGUGGUUCGUCUAUGCCGUCAUAUUCACAAUGAUGCAUUAUCCAGAGAAAUCGAAUUUCUACACGAAACUCUUUCUUCUCUAUUCUGUAUGGUUUCUCUCUGCUCCAGUCGUCAUCCUCAUUUCGACGUUCAUUGUGCCAAAGUGGGUUCGAGAGAAGCUCCUGAACACUGUGGAACUCUUCAUCUCCAUAGCCGCUCACUUCGUGUUCUUUGUACUUACGAGGCCAUCAAAGGCAAACAAGAAUUUUCCUUAUCACGUGAGAACAUCGCAGAUCGGAGUGAUGUUACAGACAAAUGGAGCCACGCCGAUUGGAGACAGUUCCCUUGACAAAUUCGCACACCAUCCUUAUGCUUUGACAUCGCCUAAUCCGACGCCUAACUACGCUGCUAUCUUUGGAAUUCAAGCAAAUGGAAACCAUCAUCCGCCAACUGAAAUGGUAACUUACGGACCAGCUGCCAGACCAAGUGCUCCACCCAUGGCAGACGCUAUUGCAAGACAAAGCUAACGCAUGUUAUGUCUAAACUGAAUCAUUUCAUCAAGCAUGUCAUAGUCAGGCUUUUCUAUAUGUAUUUAAAAAAAAAGAAAUAUGUGUAUUUCUGAAAAAUAUGGAAUUUAUUUCUUCAAAAUUG